Messenger RNA from Anastrepha ludens (Mexican fruit fly), 2025 nucleotides. RefSeq lists its product as uncharacterized. The record is from RefSeq and is a predicted model, not a curated record. The transcript has 2 exons. The coding region runs from base 1017 to 1706 and encodes 229 amino acids. Lineage: Eukaryota; Metazoa; Arthropoda; Insecta; Diptera; Tephritidae.
AAUGAUUUAUGUUUCAAGCACCCUGCGUUUUUUACUAAGGAGCCAGUAAUCUAGUUUUUUUACGUGUGAACAAUACAUCUUCACGGUAAAAGUGGUCAUAACAAAUAGUCAUUGUCUCUAAGCGGUGUUCGGCAUGAUUUGGACCACAUCAAUCGUUCUGAUUCCUCCAUUGGAACCUUGAAAAACGGCACCAUUCCAACCUGGUGUUUCCUAAAACAAAUUGCACACUUUCUCAUUUUAUUACUUAUUUUUGAAAAAAAUACAAAAUUACAAAAUUUCAAUUUUUAAAUUUCAAAAUUUGAAUGUAUAAAAUACGUUGCGUCAUUUCAUUCUGUGCUGACACCUACAUGGACAUGGCGAAAAAGCAAUACAUCAGCGAUUUACUGAUAUCACCUUUAUUAAAUUCGCCUUAUAAGGAACCACAAUAACUUAAAAACUCAAAUUAAAAUUGCUGAUUUCUAGUGUUUAUUUAGUUCAAUAAUAUUGUGUGCCAAAGAUCGCAAUAUUAUUGCAUUGCUCAGCGGUUGAACCAGCAACAGGAAACGUAACCAAGCCAAACAAUAAUUCACUGCGCACACCAACCCCUUUGUUUAUAUAUCAACAGUGCUUUAUGCCAGGCAUUAAUUUUGGGUUGUCAAAGGCACUCAAAACAAUUCGGUCAAAAAGGAGAAAAAUUAACGUGCUGUCAAUAAAACACGUAUGGGAGUAAGAAGUCAGUCUAAAACGAGAAAUAUCCACAAUUAUAGAUUUGCGAAUGUAUUUACUUUGGUAGUCGGCUGUAAGACACCAAUUCGUGAGCAACGCUUGGUAGCAGCCCCAUUGCAAAAUAGCUAACAACAAUUACUUAGUAUUUCUGGCAAUCAAGAUGCAUUGAACAAAGAUAAGGCAAAACGUAACAAAAAAUAAUAACAAGUGAAAUAAAUCAAUAUAGUCAAAAAUAGCACAAUGGCCAACAUCAUUCAGAAUAUGCAGGAUAAAUAGGAAUAAUUAUACAUAAGCCUUAAAUAAGUCAUUGCAUGUCACCUUGGAACUGGAGGAAUCCUUGCACCUCAGCGGCAACUGACAGCGAUGAGUCGCCGCAAACACCAUCGCCCAUACGCAAGCUCGCGCAAAAUGGUGUCGCUGGAGCUGUUAAUCAGCGUGUAAAUGGGAGGCAGCAUGAGAGCUAUACCGGCACCGCUGAAAAUAUUUAUCCAAAUCCAAAUUUCAACACCACAAAAAAACAUACUACACCUGUGCUCUUCUCUACAAAUCGUGGCCUACAUUUGCGCGUUGCUAAACGCAAGUCUAAACCCUGGACUAGUACUGAAGCCUGUAUGUGUGGGGGCGCAGCUGGUCCUAGAUGUAACGCACUUAAUAUAAGCGGAUGUAGUUUUGCCAGUGGGUGCGGUAGUGGCACACGAUUACCCACUUCCUGUGCUUACGAAAUACAUUUCUGUGAUUUGGAGCGUUGGAGUACGAACCGCGCUAACACCAUUUCCCUGGAGGAUACUUUUAUAGUGUCAAGGCGCAAUAAUAGUAUGGAUAGUCACAAUGUGUCGUACGUAGAGAGAGAGAGUAAUGGGUUGAAUGGUAAAAACCAGCGCAGCGGCAGCAUUUUUUAUGUGCCUAGCGGAAGUCGACACGCGCUCGUAAUGCCGCGUAGAAGCCUGUAUCAGCGCAGUACAAGCAUACAAAGCACUUUUGAACGCUUCGGUGUGCAGUGAAGAGGUGUUGGGUAUUGGUAGAAUGCUACUCAACGUUCCCCUGACAAUCGGUUCCACGAUACCGGAACGAACCGGGUUCUAAGUCCGGCCAACGACUGUCAAUAUUUGCAAAAAACAGGAAUAAUUAUUACAAAUAUUUGUGUUAUCGAACACAACUUAACAUAUAGUAUCUCGUCUUCAUUCACACAGCAGAUGGGUGCAUUUUUUAAAUCGUACAUUAUCAAAUACGUUUUAACCGAAUUUUCUAUUUCUCUCAUUCAUUUUAGGAAAUAAAUUGUAAACAUUAUUAAAUUUUUUAUGAUUACCUAAUAAACUAUUA